AUGGUCCAGCGACUUACCUACCGUCGUCGACUGGCUUACAACACCGCUUCUAACGGUCGAAAGAUCGUCAAGACUCCCGGUGGAAAGCUCCGAGUGAAGAAGGCCGCUUCCGUCCCAAUCUGCGGUGACACUAAGCAGCCCCUUCGAGGUGUCCGCGCCGUCCGACCCCGAGAAGCUUCCAAGCUCUCCCGACGACAAAAGACUGUCUCCCGAGCGUACGGUGGCACCCUCUCCGGCGGCGCCGUCCGAUCCCGAAUCGUCCGAGCUUUCCUCGUUGACGAACAGAAGAUGGUUGUCAAGAUCCUCAAGGCCAAGCAGGGCUCUAAGUAA
This is a messenger RNA of Oikopleura dioica, 330 nucleotides long. NCBI's taxonomy places the organism in Eukaryota, Metazoa, Chordata, Appendicularia, Copelata, Oikopleuridae. The record is from the annotation of a GenBank genome assembly.